UUGUGAGUUUCAAGUGAUUUCAGUGAGAAUUGUGGGUUUUUCCUUCUUUAACUGAGGGGUACCAACAAUUUUGUCCACGUGUGUAUGUGAUGUGCUUGACUACAAGGUAUUCGUCAUAGUUUAUCAAAAGCUUCAUUUUAUUAUACCAGCUCCUUUUCAUGUGUGUUGAACUAAACACACAAUGUAGUAAAAGCCAACUUCUUUAGCUAGGAGAAGCGUGUUAGAAGAAGUUUGAUCACAGCUGAGUCGUUCGUCAUCCAGGCUUUAGUGCUACAGCCGCCUCAGCUUUUCCAUGUAAAGACGCCGUUCAGAGUAGAAGGGAAGCUUAAGACAGCUUAAUGCUGAUGAUGUGUUCAACCUGAAGUAUGAAAACGUCCCAGAAUCAUCUUUUUGUUGUGUAUGCCAAGAACCUCAACGGCAAUCGGUAAAUCAAGAGUUCUGACGAUGAAAAAGAAAUUCUGUCGCCGUCGUAGGUCUGUUAAAAGCCUGUGCAAUCAGUGCAUCUGGCUGGAUGGCUUAUCUGCCUGCAGCUCAUCACCCGUCACCAGAACCUUCCACACGGCAGGAUGAAGAUGUUGCUGGAGAGCAGAUGGAACAAGAAUGUCAGACAGAGUUCAGCCACAUUCUCCAGCUCCACCUUAAUCUACAUCUUGCUUUGCUCACCCCGUCUGAUGGUCACGUCCAUUCAUGUAUUUGUGCGUCUUUCCAUGUCCCUUCAGUUUCAAAGCACGUUUUCACUCUGAUCUAGGUGUGCACAAGUGUUGUUUGAUGGUAUGUCUUGUGAGGGUACUUCAAGUUCUUGACCUCACCAGAAAAUGUCACAGAAAGAUUGUUCUUGCAUUAAUUUUCAACAUCGUCUCCUUUAGGGGUGGGUUAAAAAUAUCGAUAUUUCAAUAUUGUAUCAAUACACAUGUGUAGAAAUGAUAAUCGAUACAUAAAUCCCACUAUCGAUAUUUUAAAAUGCAAUAGAUUUUACCCGUUAGGUGUUUUUGUUUGGCUAACCCCUUUAGUCUCGCGUGGUUUCGUGCUUCGCGCACCAUUAACGCAGUCAGAUCUCGCGAGAUCCAGGCCAUCCGUGUCAGAGAGAACAACAAUGGCAGAGAAGGAAGAAGAACUUGUGACACCGGGAUAUUUAAAAGCCGAUGUUUGGCGGCAUUUUGGGUUCAAGAAAAGAGAAGGUCGCGAGGAACUGGACAAGAACAACGCUGUGUGCAAAAUAUGCAAAGUGGAGGUGAAGUACAGUGGCAACACAACUAAUCUCUGGAGCCAUUUAAUCAGGCACCACCCAGAGCAUGCACAACAACCAGGUUAUGCUAACAGGUCACUGGUACUGACGCAGCCGACGCUGGAGAAAGCAUUUGGGACGAAGUUUCCGUCCACGUCUCUGCGUGCAGAGAAAAUCAAGUUUUAUCUGCAAGGAUCUCAGACCAUAUAGCGUGGUGGAAAAUGUAGGCUUCAGACAUUUUGUCCAUACACUGGAACCACGUUAUGUGAUACCAACACGUAAACAACUGAGUCAUGUUACAAUCCUGAAGAUGUAUGCUGAUGUUAAAAACAACAUCGCAACUGCACUGAAAUCAGCAGAGAGAGUUGCUGUCACUUGCGACAGCUGGACAAGCAGAGCUACAGAUUCUUAUCUAACCAUCACUUGUCACUACAUCGACGGUAACUGGUACCUUGUGUCCCAUGUCAUACAAACGCGGGCGAUUGAAGCCAGGCACACUGCGACUCAUCUUGCUGAGCUGCUGAUCGAGGCGCUUCGAGAGUGGGAGCUCACGGACAGAGUCCCGGCUGCCGUUACCGACAACGCGGCCAACAUAGUCCGGGCAGUGGCUUCAAUGGGACUGUUGCAUGUGGACUGUUUUGCCCACACGCUCAACUUAGCCUCCCAAGCAGCACUCAAAAUACCCUCUGUUGCCCGACUGAUGGGCCGAGUGAGGCAAAUUGCAGCCUUCUUCCAUCGCAGCACAACGGUGAGUCACAUGCUUAAAGAAAAGCAAAAGCUUCUGAACCUGUGUCAACACAAGUUGGUGAUCGACGUGGUGACCCGCUGGAACAGCUCCCUGGACAUGCUGGAGUGCUUUUUGGAGCAACAACCAGCAAUCACAGCAACGCUGCUCUCACCUGAAGUCCACAGGAAUGAACGAGACCUCUGCACCCUAACAGAGGCUGACGUGACAUUAGCAGAAGAUAUUGUGAAAGCUCUCCAACCACUGAAGACAGCCACACUGGUCAUGUCCGAAGAGAUGACUCCAACACUCUCCGUCAUUGCACCUAUGCACGCUCGGCUAUUGGAUCAGAUGACCAGUGUCCCCGACGACUCACCCGUGAUUAAGGAGCUCAAGACUGCUGUGCACGUCAACUUGAGUUCAAGAUACGAGGCACUAAAAGAGACACUUUAUGAAGCGUCAGCUCUUGAUCCUCGCUUCAAGACUCUGCCCUUCUUAUCUCAAGAGGCCUGUGAUGACACCUUCGCCAGGCUGACUACAAUCUUGACGGAAGCUGCCCAUCUGGAGCAAGUGGAGGCAUCUGAUGAAGACAACUCCCUUGCUGCUGAUGCUGCUGAUCCUCCCCCAACAAAGAGGUCCAAGGAGCCUUCUUCUGCACUCAUGUCUCUCCUGGGUCCAGCCUACAAGCCAAAAGAACCAGCUGUACCAGUGAGAAGUGCAGCUGAGAAGGCAAACGAUGAAGUAAAAGGAUACAGAGAAGUGGAGCCUCUCCCACUCUCUGCAAAUCCACUGAGCUGGUGGAUGAAGCAUGAGGAGAGCUACCCUCUUUUAGCUCGCCAAGCGAAGCAUUAUCUUUGUGUGCCUGGAACCAGUGUCCCUUCAGAGAGGGCAUUUUCAACUGUUGGUGACAUUAUUACAGCAAAAAGGAGCUGCCUCACUCCAGAGCAUGUUGAUCAGCUGCUGUUCCUGCAGAAAAAUCUUACAGUACCCAGCAAGUAGUGAUUAAGCAGUCAUGAAGAAUGGGCCUUAGUGUCAUUUACUUUACACUGGGUUUAGAUUGUCCAGAAUUUUUAGACAAUCAAGUUUCUUUUAAAAUGCACUUUAGUUCAGAGGUGGGUUGUUGCAAUUUCUCUUCAAAAUGCACAGAAUGUUUUCAUAAGUAUUUUUGUGGUCUGUUGUUGACAUUUAUUAUUACUGUUAACAUUGAAUAGCUAUUUCAAUAAAAAGUACAAGAUGUUGUAUAA
Messenger RNA from Acanthochromis polyacanthus (spiny chromis), 3193 nucleotides. RefSeq names its product E3 SUMO-protein ligase ZBED1-like. The transcript is spliced from 5 exons. The coding region runs from base 1536 to 2948 and encodes 470 amino acids. Gene Ontology annotation, molecular function: protein dimerization activity. Lineage: Eukaryota; Metazoa; Chordata; Actinopteri; Pomacentridae. The record is from RefSeq and is a predicted model, not a curated record.